Diversispora eburnea is the source of this 423-nucleotide messenger RNA. The record is from the annotation of a GenBank genome assembly. NCBI's taxonomy places the organism in Eukaryota, Fungi, Glomeromycota, Glomeromycetes, Diversisporales, Diversisporaceae.
AUGAACAUUUCAUCAAAUUUACAACAGGAAGAUGAAAAUAGUAAUGAAAGUAGUUGUGUAUUUUAUGAAAGAAAUGUAAGAGAAACAUCUAUUCCAUUUUUUAAUGAUGAAAAUACCUUAAUAAUACAAGAUUUAGACAGUUCAGAUUUAGGCAGAGGUUUUUAUGAAGCACAAUGUAAAUGGUGUAAUGAAAAAUGGUCAAGAGGAUAUCCUAAAGACAUGAAAAUUCAUUUAGCUAGAAAUUGUGAAUAUGUACCUGAUAAUAUAAAAGCUCUUUGGAGAGAAAACUUUUUAGAAGAAGUUUCUGGAUCUAAUAUUAAAUCAAAAAGUAUAAAACAACCAACUAUUACAUCUCAUUUUAAUAAUACUAAUCAAGCAACUUUAAAAGCAUGGGUAUGUUGUGGAUUUCCAUUUCACAAUUGA